CCUCCGCCCGCCCGCGAUGGCCCCCGGCCCCGCCCCGCCCGCGCUGCCGGCGCUCCUGGCCCUCCUCGGGGCUCUGCUCCCAGGACUUGGAGGUGCCCAGACGUCCGUGGACCCAGCAGAAGCCAUCAUACCCCGAGGAGGCUCUGUGCAGGUGAACUGUAGUACCUCAUGCAACCAGACCUCCAUCUUCGGCCUGGAGACUCUGUUGACUAAGAAGGAAAUCGCCUCUGGGGACAACUGGAUGCUCUUUGAACUGAGUGAUGUGCAAGAAGAUAGCAAGCUGAUAUGUUUCUCAAACUGUCACGAGCAGACCAUGGCUCCGAUGCACCUCACCGUAUACUGGUUCCCGGAGCGAGUGGAGCUGGCACCCCUACCCCGCUGGCAGCCCGUGGGUGAGAACCUCACCAUGACCUGCCAGGUGGCAGGCGGGGCGCCCCGGACCAACCUCACGGUGGUGCUGCUCCGCGGGGAGGAGGAGCUGAGCCGGCAACUGGCCGGGGAGCCGGCCGAGGUCGCCGAGGUCACGUUCACGGUGGCGGUGGGCAGAGAGGACCACCUCGCCAACUUCUCGUGCCGCACGGACCUGGACCUGAGGCCCCGAGGGCUGGGAUUGUUCCAGAACAGCUCGGCGCCCAGGCAGCUCCGAACCUUUGUCCUGCCAGAGACCCUCCCACGCCUUGCUACCCCCCCGAUUGUGGAAGUGGGCACACAGUGGUCUGUGGACUGCACUCUGGAUGGGGUGUUCCCAGCUUCGGAGGCCCAAGUCCACCUGGUGUUAGCAGAAGAGAGGCUGCCCUCCACAGUCCUGUACAACAAGGAAUCCCUCUUGGCCAUGGCCAAUGUCAAAGCAAACCCAGAAGACGAGGGUACCCAGCAGCUAUGGUGUGAGGUGACACUGGGAGACGAGAAUCGGAGGUGGCAGGAGAAUGUGACCUUCUAUAGCUUCCCGGCACCCAACCUGACCCUGAGUGAGCCAGAGGUCUCAGAAUGGACUACGGUGACUGUGGAGUGUGAGGCCCCUGCUGGAGUCGUGGUGUCGCUGAGCGGGCUCCCUUCGGGGCUUGCAGUACCCAGGGCACAGUUCCAACUAAAUGCCAGCGCUGCUGACAACAGGCGCAGCUUCUCCUGCUCUGCUGCCCUGGAGGUGGCUGGGCACGUGCUGCAAAAGAACAAGACCCGGGAGCUCCACGUCCUGUAUGGUCCCCGACUAGACCAGAGGGAUUGUCUGGGAAACUGGACGUGGGAGGAAGGCUCCUAUCAGACCCUGAAGUGCCAAGCUUGGGGGAACCCGAUUCCUGAGCUGAAAUGUCACCGGAAGGGGGAUGAGGCUUUGCUGCCCAUCGGGGACCUGAGACCAGUCAAGCGGGAGGUUGCUGGCACUUACCUGUGUCAGGCCCGGAGCCCCCGUGGUGAGAUCACCCGAGAAGUGGUCAUCAACGUGAUCUACCACCAGAACAACAUUCUUAUCAUCAUCCUGGUGACAACCAUUGUCAUCUUAGGAACCGUGAGUGUAGCCGCUUACCUCUAUAACCGCCAGCGGAAGAUCCAGAAAUACAAGCUUCAGAAGGCCCAGGAGGCAGCUGCCAUGAAGCUGAACACACCGGCCACGCCCCCCUGAACCUGGGCCAGGACCCAGCCUCCUCCUCUGCCCCCCACUCGGUGGCAGCAGUGUCACACUGGCAGCGGUGCCGUAAUGAACAACGGUGGUCACAAGCCACUCACCUUCCCAGGAUGCCUGAGGACAGGGUAGAGGCCUCAGGAUACAGACAGCAUUUGGGGUCCUGGCACCUGCACAUUAAGGGUCCUCAAGCCUCACACCUGACCUGAAGCCUCAGGACUGAGCCACAAGGAAGGGGCAGGACUUGGGGCAUGACUCUGAUGGAUGUCCAAGCCUGACCUGUCUAGAGGGGGUGUAUGUAGUGGAACACUCAGCAUGGGACGCCCAACUGGGAAACCCCGAAACUUCACCCUUACUGCAUGUGCUGAGGCCCUACAGUCCUAAGAUAGAAGUGGUCUGCACAAACAGAAACAGCACGGAAACACAUAUCCCUAUACUUCCUCUGACCCAUGCCCUGCUGUCCACUGAUUUUCCUCAACUUUUGAUAAUGACAUAUUUAUUAAUUUGUUCUUUUACCAGCUA
Molecule: messenger RNA, 2140 nt
Organism: Nyctereutes procyonoides (raccoon dog)
Lineage: Eukaryota; Metazoa; Chordata; Mammalia; Carnivora; Canidae
Gene: ICAM1
Product: intercellular adhesion molecule 1
Exons: 7
Coding region: 17-1618 (533 amino acids)
Biological process (GO): cell-cell adhesion
Cellular component (GO): membrane
Molecular function (GO): integrin binding
Source: RefSeq, a predicted model, not a curated record